AUGGUAAAUAAUAUCGAAUACGUACAUGCGUUCCACCAAAGUGAAAAUGAAAUGUUUCAACAAUCUUUAAAUGACAAUAUCAAUAAUGAUCUAUCGCAUGACGUAUAUUUCUCUACGAGAAAUGCAGAUGACAUGAAACCUUUCCUAUUGCAUCAGAACGUCAAUAAUUUCAUCACUACUUCUAAUGAUAGACUCAUGAAUAAGACGCCAACCAUCUCCGAAUCUCCAUCUUUCUCCUCAAGUUCUUCUUCUUGGUUUGAACCAUUAGAAACUAUCAUUUCAUCCAACUCAUCUUCUUUCACUGGCUCACCUUUGGAUGAUGUCAGUUUUGUCGCUAGCAAUGAUAACGUUCACACCAACAAUAAUAGUGCCGCUGCUGCUGCUACUUCCGUAAUAAUUCCAGACGCAACCAUGUUCCAGACCAUGUCCCAGGAUUACCGACAACCUGAAAUUAAAAGGGAAGAAGUCAGUCAUGACAGGAAAUUUAUAAAGACUACUAUCAAUAAGAGAGCAAAGAAGGAAACUCUGGAGACCGUGAAGACAUGCCAAAGGAAAAGAUUGACCCCAAAACAAAAACAAGCACAUAACAAGAUCGAAAAAAGAUAUAGGAUCAAUAUCAAUACAAAGAUCGCCAAAUUACAACAAAUUAUACCCUGGGUGGCCUCAGAACAAACUGCAUUCGAAGUAAGUGACGCAAUCAAGAGAGAACAACAGAAUAAAGCAACUGCAACAAGAUUAAACAAAAGUAUGAUUCUAGAAAAAGCCGUCGACUACAUUCUCUAUCUACAAAACAAUAAGAAUUUGUACGAAAUGGAAGUCGAAAGAUUGAGAAAUGAGCUCGAUCUGUUGAAGAAAAAGUAUGAAUAG
Messenger RNA from Kazachstania africana CBS 2517, 867 nucleotides. RefSeq names its product basic helix-loop-helix domain-containing protein. Lineage: Eukaryota; Fungi; Ascomycota; Saccharomycetes; Saccharomycetales; Saccharomycetaceae. The coding region runs from base 1 to 867 and encodes 288 amino acids. The transcript has a single exon. The record is from RefSeq and is a predicted model, not a curated record. Gene Ontology annotation, molecular function: protein dimerization activity.